Parascedosporium putredinis is the source of this 2037-nucleotide messenger RNA. Lineage: Eukaryota; Fungi; Ascomycota; Sordariomycetes; Microascales; Microascaceae. The record is from the annotation of a GenBank genome assembly.
AUGGAACCUUCGCACGCUUCCAACAGCCCGGACCCUAGACGGACGGCCAUCAGCCGCCGCACCCGGAUCGGUACGGCUGCUGAGACGGGCGGCAGCCCCAAGGAGGAUGCUACGAGCUGGCACCGCUACGUGCGGGCUCCCCGAGCCCCGCGGGCUCGUCAGGGAGGUAAGCCGACCAUCCUGAUUCGGAAAGACGAGGCGGACGAGGUGCCGAGCAUCGUGGUGGAUUUUGGCAUGAAUACGGUUGGUAUUCUGUCGAUUGAGUUUGCGGGGGCCGAAAGCGACGGGGAUGGGCUGCCGGGGCUGCGGCUCGCUUUCUCGGAGACGUUGCAACAUCUUUCGUCUACGAGUGAUUUCUCGCGAUCUUACAACGCUCGGAGAGGGUCCGCAGACCGUCUCACGCCAGGGACGGAUCAGAUCGCGGUCAGGGGUGAAAAGUACACCUGGACCAACCAGCUGGGCUGCGAGGAAUCCGGCCAAGUGUGCGCGGACGGCCUGCACGGCUUUCGCUACCUUCGCAUCUCCCUAGACACCCUAAAGGAGGAUGCGCCCUUUACCGUGGCCCGGGGCUCCGUAGCGAUCUCAUCGAUCUCGCUGCGGGUCUCGGCGUUUCAAGGGACGCCGGAUACGUUUACGGGUACUUUUGAAUGCUCGGACGAGGACCUGACCCAGUGGUGGUACGACGGCGUGUACACCAACGACCUUUGCACGGAUACGUUCCGCGCCAACGAUACGGAACCCCGGGGCGCGGCUAGCGACACACUUACGGGGAAGCUCGUGCUUCACGACGGGGCCAAGAGAGAUCGGGAUCCGUACGUGGGCGACCUAGCCGUCGCUGCGCUCACCACGUACUUAUCGCACGACACGAGUGAAGCUGUCCGAAAUGUCCUGGCGGACCUGGCAGACCACCAGCGGCCCGCUCGGCACGGGGGCUACGGUGACUACGGCUUCAUCCGACGCACGGGGCCAGUCACGUACUACAACGCCCUCUACGUCUACGCGCUGCGGCUAGCGGCGAUCCUCGCCAAGUCGCUCGACGCCGCGGACGCGACCACGCUCGCCCACGACGCGGAGAGAUGGCUCGUCCGGGCCGACGCUAUCAGCGCCGCCCUCAACGAACACAACUUUGAUCACAACGAAGACCUCUUCUUUGACGGCAAGUGCAGCCGGGGCGAGGUGUACUGCCCCACGCACGCGCAGGACGGGAACAGCCUGGCCAUCAUCGGGGGCGUCGUGGGUAGGGGUACCAACGGCAGCCACCCGAGGGCGACAGCCCGGGGAUCCUGGAGCGGUGGAGCGACAUUGCGGAGCGAGUGGGGCAACGCCUUUUACAGCAACUCGUUCAUCCAGGGCGACUUUGGCGACCGAACCUACGCCUUCAUCUCGUAUUUUGAGAUUGCCGCGCGCUUCGAGACGGGCAUGACGGACUCGGCGCUGGAGGAGAUGAGGCGGCUUUGGGGGUACAUGGCGCGGCGGGACCCGGGCGUCACGUUUUGGGAGGGGAGCGACCCCCGCUACAACCAAGACUCGUUCAAGAGCAUGGCCCACGGCUGGUCCACGGGCGUGGUGGCGCUCCUCACGCGGUACGUACUAGGCGUCACGCCCGAGGGACUCGGCUUCGCCCCGUGGAAGGUCAAGCCCCGCGCGGGAGACCUCUGGUGGGCGAGGGGCACCGUGCCCGUGCCCGGUGGCAGCGCGGAUCGUGGCAUCCGUGUCGCGUGGAGCCGUGCCGAGUCCGGUGCCUUUUCCCUCCAGGUGGCAGCGCCUGAGGGCUUGGACCGGGGAAUCGUGGCUGUUCCCGUGGGGGCGGGCCGGGGGCGUUUCCAUCUAUUGGACGUCCUUACCGAGCUCUUGUGGGUAGAUCUAGGGGACGUCGUGCAGUACCCACGCCGGUACUCCACUCGGAAGUGCUACAUGUACGCAUUUAAAGUAAGGUGGUUGAACGAUAAGGUAAAGCAGACGAGUAACCUCCCGCAACUGUUUGUGGAUCACUCGACGUUCAGAACGUUCAAAUGGGACCAGACCACCGACGAGUAG